AGCUGCUGCAGCUGCUGCACUUGCUGCUAGACGUGUUGGAGAAACUCUGAGGCUUUCCUUUGCUUCUUCCAGCUGUUUUCUGCUUGUUUUCUUGUUCGGUUGGAGCAGAGAAACUUCUGCCUGCAGAGGAAACGCUUCCAAGCUUCAGACUCCUGUUGUUGAUGUCAGGCUUUUAUUGUGAAGGGCUGUUGGGCUGUGAUUGGCUACCAGCUGCUGGUGGAGGUGUAUUUUAUGGGGAAAACGGUUUCGAUGAAUUGAGUCGGUCAGUUAACUCAGAUGAUCAUAACCAUGGCGACCUGAAAGACAGUGGCAAGUUGAUGAGGCAAGGAGCUGAAAGUCUGAAGCUUCCUGUUCCUUCUGCUCCAGCAGAGCAAGCAGAGGGUUGGUGAAGCUUCAGUGUCACUGUGAGGUCAGAGGUCAGCAAUCUGGUGCUCAGCCAUCGUGGAGUUGACUCAGAGUUGGAGCUGUUUGCUCUGGUUCCUCUCUGCGUUAAUCACCAGGCGAAGCUCUUAAAGCUGCAGGAAUCUCAGCAGCGUUCGGGAACCCCAACAUGAUGAUGUCACAGCCCUGCCUCCAAACCGACCUCCAUCCCAAAGCCUGUCGAUGCGCGUUGAUCCAGGGUUACAGCGCCACCUACAGGCCUUCUUCUGACCAAUGCUGUGCUGCUGAUGUUAAACUAGAGCCAGGACUUCAGCCUGCUAAUUUAGAUUAAUUACAUAGAUUUUAAUUUGUUAAAAAGUUUGACACAAUUAAUCAAAGUUUUCUUGUUUGUUUGUUUUUUACACACAAAAAUACCAAGGCGGAACCUUUGUAUUCACGUGUUGCUGGUACAACUGUAAAUCUGACACACAACCACAUCACUAACAGCAGCAGUGGAAGCGGGUUCUCUUAAUUUCUGCUUUUAUGUGAUCUGAUUGGAUGCUGGAAAACACUACUGUCAUGUUCAAGUUGAGCCAAAAGCAGUUAGCCUAUCAGUGAAGCUGUGCUAGCCUAAAAUAGCCUCUCAAUGCUAACAAGUAGCAGUUAAUGCUAAUAUCAGCAUCCAUAGUCCACAUUUCUAAAAAGCUCCAUGAACAAUCAGAGAAACUGGAAAAACACUUUUAUCUGAUCUGACUAUGAAUAUGUUCAACUCCGACUGAGUGUUUUUAAAAUGAAAAUGUUACUGAUUUUGUUGGUUAAAAGCAAUUAAUUAAUUACAGACCCUGAAAUAAACCCAAUAAAAUUUUAAUUUAGGCCGACUUCUAGUUUAUUACUUUGCAGAUUUUAGUUCUGUUCAUCUUCAUAAAGAAACAUGGAGAGAAAUGUGAACAAUAACGUCCACACAGGAUCACACAUUAGCUAAUCCAGUCUGCCUCUAUCUAACCACGGGGCGACCUGUCGGUCUGCUGCUGGGUGUCAAACAUGUAGAAACACGACUGGAGGAGAUGGAUGUGCCGUAUGUCGUCCAUAUAUGGCUGCAGCUUCCUGUGAAUGAUAGAAACAAGAUGGUUUGUGAUAUUUUCUUUGCCUCUGCAGACAUGAUGCCCAACACUCGUCUGGGAAAACGCUCGCCGUUCGGAGCGCUGGUUGGCCCCGAGACCACCAGGCCCGGCGUCAUCAACAGGGUCAGAGGUCACAGCGACCUAAAGGUGUUCUUCCAGUGUGGCGGCGCAGGCGACCCCCAGGCCGCAUCUACGUCCUGCGGCAGGUCCGUCUCCACCUGCAUCAACGUCCCCAGAAGCCGCGCUGCGCCACAGGAAGUGGACAUGGACGAGCUAAUGGCUGCCAUGGUGCUGAGCAGCCUGUCCUGCAGCCCACCGCCGCAGGGCUCCGCCCACAAAGACAAGGCAGCUCCUUUGACGGACGGCGGCGCCAUUGAGCUCUCGGACAGCAGCAGCAGCGGCUACUGGAGCGUUGAUCCCAGAAGCCCCGCCCCUUCCUCACCAGCAGACGAAGCCGGAAGAGGGUCGGCCACGCCCCCCGACGAGGGCUUGGACAUGGAGCUGGACCAGGUUCUGUUUGAAGAACCGGCGCCACGGAAACGCAGGAAUUCCCUGAAGGCGGCGUUCCGCUGCCUGUGGCCAGCCUGCGGGAAGGUUUUGACGUCGGUGGUGGGAAUCAAACGUCACAUCAAGACGGUUCACCUGUGCCACGGCGGAGAACACGAGCGAUGCUCUCGCAGCGAGGAAGACUUUUACUACUCUGAGAUCAACCAAUGGGAGGAGCCGCUCUGUCAAUCUCCUCCCUCUGCUCCUCCUUGUGGCCCCGCCCCCUCCCCCAGCCCCCCCUCUGCUCCCCCUCCGUCGCCCCCCUCACCCCCCAUCAGCAGCGCUCUGAGCCGCUCCGCGCCUUCACCCUGCAGCAGCUUCUGGCAGGUCCAAUCAGAGCACUCCUACCAGGCUCCGCCCCCAAGUCAGGUGAUUUUACCUGCAGCUUCCUGUCGUUUGAUGGCCCCGCCCACCACAUGCAGCAGACAGGGAGCCACAUUCCGGGUCCGGUCGGUCAGCGUGGGAGAGCAGUGGCUGCAGCAGCACAGCGCCCCCUGCAGGCGGAUUCGGAGCGAGGCCAAGAAGUGUCGGAAGGUUUACGGCAUCGAGCACCGAGAGCUGUGGUGCACACCCUGCCGCUGGAAGAAGGCCUGCCAGCGCUUCCUGGACUGAUUCCAGGAGAUAUCAGGAAGGUCCAGUCCAUGUUUUCCGUCAGCCUUUAUAUGAUGAUGUUCUGCAGCAUCCAUGUUUCCUGGCUGCCAGCUGAUGGAGCAGUGAUGAUGACGUGCAGACCUUCAUCCUGCAUGUUUCCAGGCUGCUGGGUCAUCUCAGGUCGGGGCAGGGAGGAGGAUGAAGACGGCCAAAUGUUUUUAAUUUCAGCUGCAGUUUAUUCAGUGAUCCAGCCAAUAGGAACCCAGCACUUAUGAGGAGGCGUGGCCUCCGAGUCCUCUGAGUCCUCCAGGACACACCGGAGAUCGUCCAAGGUGUUUCUCGUUCGGAGGUCCAAACCCAGUUCCUCAAACGGACUUUAGGUCCGUUUGUUUUUCUACAUUAUGUAAAUAUUGAUGUUGUAAUAAAGCAGCAAAACCUGAA
Messenger RNA from Poecilia latipinna (sailfin molly), 3059 nucleotides. RefSeq names its product zinc finger protein 395-like. The record is from RefSeq and is a predicted model, not a curated record. Gene Ontology annotation, molecular function: DNA-binding transcription factor activity; RNA polymerase II cis-regulatory region sequence-specific DNA binding. Gene Ontology annotation, biological process: regulation of transcription by RNA polymerase II. Gene Ontology annotation, cellular component: nucleus. NCBI's taxonomy places the organism in Eukaryota, Metazoa, Chordata, Actinopteri, Cyprinodontiformes, Poeciliidae.